This is a messenger RNA of Helicoverpa armigera (cotton bollworm), 692 nucleotides long. RefSeq lists its product as uncharacterized. The record is from RefSeq and is a predicted model, not a curated record. NCBI's taxonomy places the organism in Eukaryota, Metazoa, Arthropoda, Insecta, Lepidoptera, Noctuidae. Bases 220 to 534 code for a protein of 104 amino acids. The transcript is spliced from 3 exons.
AACACGUCAUUAUCCAUCAACAACCAACUGUCAUUUCGGAAACGUAAAAUUAUGGGUAUUUUUAAAACAAAUAAAUUCUAAGUGAUAUAUUUUUAACUAGAACAUUUUCGGCUACAACCCAACCUUUCGAGCCAGUGAAGUUUUUUCUCGACAGUAUGCUUCAGGCCAUGUAGUGUGGUUUCUUCGCAAAAACCUACGUAAACUCUGUAGGCAGCGGCAAUGGAAACAUUGAUAGACUCAAUAGUUGACUUCGUUCGGGUUAGACAGCUUAACAUUGCGUUGGCUGCAGUGUUAACCCUGAUAUACUUAGUGUACCAAUACUGGGGACUGUUGUUCAAAGGUCAGGAAGAGGAAGAGGAUGAGUGCCAUCACACGCCCAGACUAUCGCGGUCUCGAUCAAGGUCAUGUUCCAGGUCAAGAACGCGGUCAGGCAACUACCAUGAAUACAAAACGAACGAUUCGAAAUACUGCCGGCGCGGUCGGAAAGCUCAUCGAAGGUGUCCAGACUGUAGCCUUUGCAACUUUGACCAGUAGCCACUAGAUGGCGGUGUUAUCAAUCAAGACGAAAUUACAAAUCUCGCGCAUAGGUGGCGCUGUUUUAAAGAUAUAAAUUCCUGUGGCUGUUCGCGUUUUUUUUAUUUAUAUUUCUUUACUUUUCAUUAAAUAACUUGAUAUAAAUAGUAAUGAUAUUU